AUGGAUAACGAACAGCUCAUAGAAAUUGUAAAAAAAUAUGAAUACCUUUAUGAUUUAACCGAUAAAAGAUACAGUGACAAUCACAGAAAAGAUCAGACGUGGAACGAAAAAGGAAUGAUACUUAAAAGGAAUGGUACAGAUAGCGCGCGAGUUGAAUGCCGUCGGGGCCGGGGGUCGGGGGAGGUGAAGAGCGGGAGCGUCUCCCCCCGCCGUCCGCACGCCGUGUCUCGCACGCCUGCAGUGUAG
Molecule: messenger RNA, 246 nt
Organism: Parnassius mnemosyne (clouded apollo)
Lineage: Eukaryota; Metazoa; Arthropoda; Insecta; Lepidoptera; Papilionidae
Source: the annotation of a GenBank genome assembly